Molecule: messenger RNA, 1899 nt
Organism: Tetrahymena thermophila SB210
Lineage: Eukaryota; Ciliophora; Oligohymenophorea; Hymenostomatida; Tetrahymenidae
Product: kinase domain protein
Exons: 1
Source: RefSeq, a predicted model, not a curated record
AUGGAGGCUUCAAAAUCUGAUUCAAAAUUUUUAGGGAUUAUUAGGAAAAUAGAUGCUUUUUCGAUGCCAUUUUAAUUUAGUCUUUGUCGAUAAGAAAAGACUUGUAAAACACUUGUUGGAGGAUUUGUAACUUUCAUAGUCUACUCUAUAUCUUUGGCAUAUUUUAUUUACAUUACUAAUCUUUAUUUUACAACUGGUUAUCAACCUAAGGUUUCUACAAUAGAUUUAUUUUAAGAAAAUAUUCCUUUUUAAGUCUCUAAUGACUCAUUUGCAUUUAAUUUCUUUAUCUAAUAUAGAGGAAAUAUUUAACAACUUGAGAAUGAAACAGGUAAAAAAUAUCUUUCAUUUUUAAUAUAUUACUAAUAUUUUGAUAGUGAUGGUAAUCUAAAAAAUAUGAUACUUAAUACAGUUAAAUGCUAAGAUAAUAGCUUGUCAGAAUAUCUAUGCAUUGAUUUUACUUCAUUGCCCUCACCAAUAAAUAUUAAAUACAAUUAGCUUUAAUCUAGCAUAAAUUAAGAAGGAUUUUAGAUUGUUUAUUUGUAGUGUAAAGGAAGUGAAAACUGUGCUAGCGAUUAAGAUAUAGCUGAUAUACUGUAUAAUCCAUAUAAUGGAAUUUAGUUUUCUAUUAAAUUGGAAAGGUAUAAUACUAUUAACUAAUAUGUAGAGACAGUUAGAUAAAUAAAAUCAUAUGUAUUAGAUUAAUUUGUUGGUACGAGACAUUUAGUACAAUUAAUUCAAUCAAAAACAAUGUUAAUUGAAGGUUUUAUUUUAUAGAAGAGAUUAUUAAACAAUUAUUUAGAUUCUUUUGAAGAAGUUUCAGAGAUUAAAUGGCUUUAAUCUUUGCAAUAAUAAACUUAGCUUCCAAUCAUAGGAGAAAUAGUAAUUAGCAUGAGUACAAAAUAAAGGUUUAUUACAAUUUAAUUUCCUCUAUAUACUGAAACAUUUGCAUAAUUUUUUAGCGUUUUUGCGCUUUUAACUUUUCUUGGGAAAAUUGGUUACACCUUUUCUGAAAUAGAAAUAUACUAAGAAAUAUCAAAUCUUUUUUUAAAGAAGUAUUAUAAAUAAACAGCUUUUAAAGCUUAUUAUGAAUUUUUUACUAAAUCAAAUUAAGAAGCAGAAUAGUAAAAUUAAAAUACAGAGAAACAAACUUUAAAAGAUGCUUAGGAAAUAUUAAACGUUAACCAAAAAAUUAGUAAAAUAUUUUUCCCAAAGAAGAUGUUUUAAUUUUUAAAUUUAGGCAUAAUAUAAAAGCUCUAAAUUUAUUUAAAAAAAGAAAUUCCACUUAAGUUUUUAGAAAAAAAGCCAACUUAGCUAAAACAGAUCCAUAACAUUAUGAAAAACACUCAUAAAUAUGCUAAUUUGAUAGAAUUUUAUAAGGAUAUAAUUUAAGUUAAAAUAAUUGUUAGGUUAUUAUUAACAAAAGAAUAGUUUUCUGCUAUUAAAUACUGUGGAUUAGACAUUUAAAAAGUUAAAUAAUAAUAAAUUAAAGAAUAUCUUCCUGAUAUUUAAAAAUUCUAAGAAAAAUAAUCAGCUGGUACUAUCAAAAGCAAUAAAGAUGUUUUAUUAACAGAUUUGUAGUAAACAUCUAAGUAAGUAAAAUUAUACAUAGAUUAAAAAGAAGAGGAGUUUAGAAUUUAAGGACAAUUUUAGUAAAAUACUACGGAACAAAUAAACUUUGAAAAGAUAACUGAAUAAUAGACAACCUAUCUAAAUCAUCUUGAACAAAUAGAAAAAAUAGAUUAAGAUGACAAUAUUUCUUAAUAAUAUUUUAUUAAAUACUUAAAAAAUAUGUAGUAAAAAGAUUAAAUAAGCGAAUUAGAUUAAAGAAUUUUGAAUAGCUUAAUUUAAGUUUAAGAAAAAUAUCAGAGUUAAGAUAAUCAAUUUAAUUUAUAAAUAUGA